CCAGGGUGGCACCCCUACUCUUAUUACCUCGGUUUAACGUCUAAUCGGAAGGACGGGGCUUUCUGACGGUAUAGUGUCCCCGUCACUAUACUGGGGCAUUAGGACCCACACAGAUCACAGGGUGAGCGUCACUAUCACCACUAGACUUAAUACAGUUUUUCUCAAUUGUUUACACACAAAUUCUGGUACUUCAGACACAAUGACCACAACAUGUAACUCAUUCACCAACCCCCUGAACCAAUUCUGCUAAACUACAAGCACAGUUCCUGCUUUACACUCAAAUUGCAGUUCUAUAAAACACUUUUUUCAAAACACUACACACAAUUCUCUGCUUUUGGCACAAUUUUCAUGCAGAAAAUAUCUUGUUUUCACAAGGAACACACUGCCAUUCAAAUAUGCACACUGACUCAUCACAAGGGCAAACACCCGUCACACAGUUUUACAAUUAGCAAUCAGAGCUUUAGCAUAAAAAGGCAACAGGUGAGCUCUUCUGUUUUGGAGCAAUGGAUGCCAACAUUGGAAACAGAGGCAGAGCCAGAGGAGUGAGAGUUAGAGGAGGAGGACGGGGAGGACGAGGACGGGGAGGACGAGGAGGACGAGGAAGGCCAAGGACUGUAAUCUCUGAUGAGAUCCGAGCCACUUUGGUUGAUCAUGUGGUCAACCAUGGUCUAACAAUGAGGGAGGCUGGGCAAAGAGUACAGCCACAUUUGAGCAGGUUCACUGUAGCAUCCAUCAUCCGGACUUUCCGAAAUGAGAAUAGGUAAGAAAUCUACUCUCACUAGAAAAUUGCAGUACUGCAAAUCAAUACAGUACUCAAUGAGUACUGUUCUGUAGGACUGUAAAAAUUCUGCAAAUUAUGUUUUAAGUAUUUAGGAAAUGUAUACCUACAUUGUAUUUACAGUAUUUUACUAUUUGUUUGGCAGAACUGAAAGAUUACCAACACAAGGUGGUCGGGAACGUGUUCUGUCUCCUGAACAGGAAACUGAAAUCAUAAACAUGGUCCUAGAAAACAACGCCAUAACAUUACGGCAAAUACAAAGAAAAAUAAUAGAAAACAAUGACAUGUUUCAAAAUAUUGAUAGGGUAAGCUUAUCAACACUUGACCGUGCCUUGCGCAGAAAUCAUCUCAGGAUGAAGCAGGUCUACAGAGUGCCAUUUGAACGCAAUUCAGAGAGAGUCAAAGAAUUGCGAUAUAACUAUGUGCAAAGAGUCCUUGAGCUAGAGGUGGCUGCAGUGGAGCACCAGUUCAUCUUCAUUGAUGAGGUUGGGUUCAACCUCACAAAAAGACGAAAGAGGGGAAGGAAUAUCAUCGGCCAGCGUGCCAUUGUUGAAGUCCCUGGCCAGCGCGGAGGGAACAUCACAAUGUGUGCAGCGAUUACCCACCACGGCGUCAUCCAUCACCAUGCUACCCUUGGCCCCUACAACACCGCCCAUCUGAUCACAUUCCUUGACACCCUACACAACACACUCAUUCCACCAGAUCAGGUAGAUGGCCCAGAGCAGCUCAGGUACGUUGUUAUUUGGGACAACGUAAGUUUCCACAGGGCUGCUCUGGUUCGUAACUGGUUCACUGCCCACCCACGCUUUUUAGUUGCUUAUCUCCCUCCAUAUUCUCCAUUCCUCAAUCCUAUUGAGGAAUUUUUUUCUGCCUGGAGAUGGAAAGUGUAUGACCGAAAUCCACAAACGCGUAUACCUCUUCUCCAAGCAAUGGAGGACGCAUGUGGAGAUAUAGCAGCUGAUGCUUUCCAUGGCUGGAAUCGCCAUGCUAGGCGAUAUUUCCCCCGCUGCUUGGCCAGGGAAAACAUUGCUUGUGAUGUGGAUGAGGUGCUGUGGCCAGACCGCAACAGAAGAGAGGAUGCAGCAUAGUUUUUUUUGUUUGUUUUUUACUGUAACUGUAUACAGUAAAUUCUUCUGUUGUUUUGUAUGUAGUGUAUGUGCAACUUUGUGUUGGUUGGGAAUGGGAUGUACACUGUGUACAUUGUUUUUGCGAGAAAAAUAAAAUAAAAUUUACAGUAAAAAACAAUAUUCUCAAAUAUUUUACAACACACUCAUGUUUGUACUCUGUGUAGUAAGUGUAACACUGAACCAAAAAAGGCCUAAUUCAAUUAAGUAUUUUACAUUCAUCAUAGUGUUUUACAUUGAGCACAUCAGUGUUCAGCUGGUUCUUAUUAAUGUCUAUACAAAUGAUGGUUUGUGUGUGUCAUUUGAAAACAAAAUCCCAUUUUGAGAAGAAAUAAGAUUGUUUUGAAUGUAAAGUUUCAUUUUGCUGGAGAACUGAGGGGUUUUGCCCAUUGUGUGUGUUUUUUUGGAUUUGUGUGUAGAGUUCUGAGAAUAUGAGGCAUGCUUUCAGAAAAUGUGUGUAAACAAUUGAGAAAAACUGUAAUUAGUGACACCCAACACUGUGGAGAACAACAUCUCAACAAGCCUCCAUGUGUACA
Molecule: messenger RNA, 2438 nt
Organism: Triplophysa dalaica
Lineage: Eukaryota; Metazoa; Chordata; Actinopteri; Cypriniformes; Nemacheilidae
Exons: 2
Coding region: 877-1866 (329 amino acids)
Molecular function (GO): nucleic acid binding
Source: RefSeq, a predicted model, not a curated record